Molecule: messenger RNA, 579 nt
Organism: Humulus lupulus (European hop)
Lineage: Eukaryota; Viridiplantae; Streptophyta; Magnoliopsida; Rosales; Cannabaceae
Exons: 1
Coding region: 1-579 (192 amino acids)
Molecular function (GO): zinc ion binding
Source: RefSeq, a predicted model, not a curated record
AUGACUACGAAUGGUGCAGAAUCUAUUAAUGCAACACUGAGGGAGCCUAAAGAGUACCCCAUCAUUGCGUUGUUGGAGGCUAUGCAAGCAAAAGUCUCUGAGUGGUUCAAUAAUCGCCGCAAUAUUAUGGCAUCUAUCAAUACAAAGUGUACACCUUUAACUCCCAAGGCAGAGAAUAUUAUUAGAAAAAUAUUCAAGAAAGCAUCAGAAAUGAAUGUGAAACAACUUAACCGAUUUGAGUAUGAGGUUACAGGUAAGGAAAAUGAUGCCAUAAUUGAUUUAGGUCAAAGACAAUGCUCAUGUCGUAUCUUUGACCUUGAUCAACUUCCAUGUGUGCUUGCAUUAGCAUCAUAUGAGCAAGCUAGAAUAGAAGUGUAUGAUUUGUGCUUUAAUUAUUUUAAGUUGGAAAGUUUGGCGUUGGCUUAUGUUGAUACCAUUUAUCCAGUCCCACAACAAGAAGAUUGGGAUGUCAAUGAAGUUGAAGUAUUGCCAAAGGUAUUGCCUCCAAAUUUCCCAAUCAAGUGCGGUAGAGAAAAAUUGAAAAGAAUCCCAUCAGUUGGCAAGGGAAAAAAUGGAUAA